AGCUUUUGCCGAAAGGUAAAUAUUACAGGAAAGUAGGUGAACCUCCUUCAGAGAACCAACACCUCUUCUGACCAACGUCGAGGUGUUGAAACGAGGAAAUAUGAGCUAAGACGACACUUGUAGCUGUCAACCCUCCGGGACUUUUUACUUUGAAGUUUGUGUGAGACUUAGCAGACAUGGUAGAGGUGUUUACCGGCAGGACACUCCUGAAUAAAGACGGGGAUUUAGUCGAUCCUGAAGAGGCGCUGAGGAAUAAAGUGGUGGGGAUCUACUUUUCUGCAGGAUGGUGUCCCCCAUGUCGAGACUUCACACCCAUCCUGUGUGAUUUCUACACGGAACUGGUUGAAGAGAGCGACCCUCCGGCUCAGUUUGAAAUAGUUUUUGUCUCCUCAGACAAGUCGAUGGAUGACAUGGUUGAAUAUUAUCAUGAUAUGCACGGAGACUGGCUAGCUCUGCCCUGGACGGAUGAUUACAAGCAUGAGUUGAAGCAGCGCUACAAGAUCACAGCGGUCCCUAAACUGGUGAUUGUGAAGGAGAACGGCGACAUGAUCACAGACAAGGGCAGGAAACAGAUCAGAGACCGAGGCCUGGCCUGCUUCAGGUCCUGGCUGGACGCUGCAGAGAUCUUCCAGAACUUUAAGGGUUAGGAAACAAAGUCGAGGAACACGUCAACCCAUCUUUUCACGAGGGCUACUGUAGCCACAUUAGAGAGCUGAACAAAACCAAAGUAAAAUAUUUCUAUGCUCAUUUUAGUUCAGUGGUUCCCACUUGGGGAUGAAGGGUCAGAAGAUGGUUAAGGGAUAUGAAAAAGAAAAUUAUAUUUCUGUUACACAAAAUUAUGUUUAUUUAUUCAGAUUGUUUUGCUUUUUUUUCUUGUCAAAUACUGGAUAUAUUUUACUUCUUAAACAUCUCAAAUCGUUCAAUUAAAUAAUCUGAGAAGAAAAAAUCUAACUUUUGGUUGAAUUGCUUACAAGUAAUGCUUUGAUGAGGGGUUUACAUUUAGAUAUGCAUUUGUUUUAAGGGUGCACAAGCCAAAAAUGGUUGAGAAACGCUGCUUUAAACAUCCUAUGCAUUUAAGACAAACCUCAGGCGUGUCCAUUAUGGUUCAUAUGUGAAAAAUGCUCUGCUUUAAGGAAAUUGUGCAUUAAGUAUGAAUAAUACAAGCCAGCUACUGUA
This is a messenger RNA of Perca fluviatilis (European perch), 1176 nucleotides long. It is a transcript of the gene nxnl2, whose product is annotated as nucleoredoxin like 2. The transcript has 2 exons. Gene Ontology annotation, biological process: sensory perception; photoreceptor cell maintenance. Lineage: Eukaryota; Metazoa; Chordata; Actinopteri; Perciformes; Percidae. The record is from RefSeq and is a predicted model, not a curated record. Bases 177 to 647 code for a protein of 156 amino acids.